This is a messenger RNA of Talaromyces stipitatus ATCC 10500, 300 nucleotides long. RefSeq lists its product as uncharacterized. The transcript has 2 exons. The coding region runs from base 1 to 300 and encodes 99 amino acids. Lineage: Eukaryota; Fungi; Ascomycota; Eurotiomycetes; Eurotiales; Trichocomaceae. The record is from RefSeq and is a predicted model, not a curated record.
AUGGAUGCCGUUAUGCCGCUAGUCAAACCGUAUGAGAUGGCAUCGACUUUCGCCUUCCCACCGUGGGCCAUAGCUGCUGCGACGGCGGCAAUCGAGGUCCUUGACCAAAAGAACUGGAAUAUUUUCAGCCGCAAAGGAUUGUUUUCGUACCCACGUCCCGAUGGACUGCGUAUAAGCCUCGCCCUGAAUAUGCCAAUCGAUGAUCUUAUAGAGGGCGCCGCUAUUCUCAAGGAAGCUCUUGAUGAAUAUGAUCAGCACGAGUACGUUUCCGGGGAAGAUUUCACGGAAAGGUUUCACUAG